GCUCUGGACAGCCAAUUCCUGUGCACACAGCGUGCGGGCCAGGCAGGGCCAAGGUCGCAUUAGGCAGAGGAGGAGGCUGGUCCCCGGGCCUGGGGGGCAUUUCCGGGGGUUGGAGGACAGAGCUGGACUCGUGGCCGGACUCUGACGGCUCUGGACAGCCAAUUCCUGGGCUUGACUGACCUGCUCCCAUUCUCCUUGGUCACCACCAUGCUGUCCCCGAGGACUGCUGUCCCCCUGACUCUGCUCCUGGUUGCUGUCUCCUUGGGCCAGAGGGCUCGGAAGCCCCCUGCCUCCCCUUCCCCUAUCAGCAAGAUCCAGCCCAAGGCCAACUUUGACACUGCGCAGUUUGCAGGGACGUGGCUGCUGGUGGCUGUGGCCUCCUCGUGCCGCUUCCUGCAGGAGCAGGGUCACCGGGCAGAGGCCACUGCAGUGCACAUGGCUCCCCAGGGCCCUGCCAUGGCUGUCAGCACCUUGCGGAAGCUGGACGGUGCCUGCUGGCGGGUGCAGCAGCUUUACCGACACACGCAGGUUCCCGGCCGCUUCCUGCUCCAAGCUCGAGGUGCCCGUGGGCCAGUGGACGUGGUGGUUGGGGACACGGAUUACCGCACCUUUGCUGUCCUAUACAUGGAGAGGGCACGGCGUCUGUUGGUGAAGCUGUACGCCCGCUCCCUCCCCGUGGACGAGGCGGCACUCACUGCCUUUGAGCAGCGGGUGCAGGACGCCGCCCUGCCUGAGGAGCACAUCGUCUUUUUCCCCACCUAUGGGUUCUGUGAGACUGUGGACCAGUUCCACGUCCUAGACAGCGAGUGACCACCUGGUGACCGGACAAAGCCAGGACCCUUGCUGAGUCGUCUGAUGUGGAAGAGAGGUGACUGCUGCGAGGAUGCGAGCCCAGAGGCCCCACCCCUCACGGAGGACCCCCCGUCGGCUGGAGCUGGGGCUCUGCCUCAUUAAAUACAUGGUUGU
This is a messenger RNA of Sorex fumeus (smoky shrew), 966 nucleotides long. RefSeq names its product complement C8 gamma chain (gene C8G). Gene Ontology annotation, cellular component: membrane attack complex. The transcript has 6 exons. Gene Ontology annotation, biological process: complement activation. The record is from RefSeq and is a predicted model, not a curated record. Lineage: Eukaryota; Metazoa; Chordata; Mammalia; Eulipotyphla; Soricidae. Bases 208 to 810 code for a protein of 200 amino acids.